AUCCUCAUUACUUAUUCAUUAUUAACCCUGGUGAGACGUGACCAUGUUUCGGAUACAAUUACUCAUUGUUGCUUUAUAUUUUGGAUCAGUGAGUACAUUUUUUUACAGUGACAUAGUUCUAGAUGAAGAUUUACAUGUAGAAGUAUGGUGCAAAUCAAAAAUAUGCAUCAGGAAAUGCUGCGGGAAUGGAGAAUUUGUGAUACAAGAAAACGAUACUACAAUAUGUGAUACGUUUGAUUCUGAGUCUAAGUUAAUAAAUCCGUACUAUAAAAUGUUGGGUGUCGCAAUUUACGAUAACGAACAGCAUGAUUUGAAAGUGAAUAAAAAUCUGAGUGAUGUGUUCCUUCUCGUGCCAGGGAAGUUCAAUGAGGAGCUCAAAGAAUAUGAGAAUUUAACGUUUGCACAACUAGCGUUUGUUGCAACUGACGCCGGCUUUAACGUAUAUUUAAACGAGGGAGGGACUCUUUACUUCGAGUUCCCGAAUGCAUAUUCAAGAUGGACCCCAAUAGAAAAAAGUAACUAUUGUGUAGACGUUGAUAGCGAUUUGAACCCGAAAUUUUGGUCGGUUAUGACUUCAGAGGACGCCACAGAAAACAAUGAAUACUACACUGGUGGCAUUAUAAUAUCAUCGGUAUUUCUUGUGGCUGUGUUUUUGGUGUACGCCAUACUGCCUGAAUUGCAGAACCUAGCAGGUCUUGUCCUGAUGGCUUAUGUUUUCAGCCUCGGAGCAGCUUUUAUAAUACUGGCUUGCCUCCAAUUGAUUGGCAUGGACGUGUUAUCCUGCAUUGUAUUGACGGGUAUGUGUUACUUUUUCUUUUUGUCGACAUUCUGCUGGAUGAACAUAAUGUCGUAUGAUAUUUGGUGGACUUUUCGCGGAUACGCUAAAGCUCGCACAAUUCACCGACGAGGAGUGCGAUUUAAAUUUAUAAUGUACUGCCUUUACGCCUACGGAGUCCCCACUUUAAUGACAAUCGGUCUCAUGACCGUGAACAGUCUAGACUUAAGACGAUAUCCUUGGAUCAUUACACCCCAAAUUCCUAAAUUUGGAUGUUUCAUUGAAGGGGGCCAGAAAUUCGUAUAUCUCUAUAUACCAAUGUUGGUACUAAUACUCUGCAACUGGAUGUUUUAUUUAAUGACAGCCUUUAAUAUAUGGCGACUGGUUCGCGGUACUGCCAUUCUAAAUUCAACUCAUCGCUCUCAGAAGAACAGAUUGAUGGUCUAUCUGAAGAUAUCUGUUAUUAUGGGAAUAAACUGGUUAUUGGAGGUGGUCAGCUUCCUCACUCCUAAACUCACAAUAUGGCUGUACACUGACGCCUAUAACGUCCUCAUGGGAUUUUCGAUAUUCCUCAUUUUUGUAUGGAAACGAAAAAUUUAUCGGAAAUUAAAAGCAAGACUUACUCCCAGUCCUAUUGUUCGUAAAGUCCACCACAGCAGUAUGAGUAGCACGCUAGAAUCCAGCCUUGGUCAAGAGACUUCCACAGUAUCCAUAAACCCUAGGGGAAAAUAACUACGAACAUAAUACAUUCGAUUGUAAGGACUGUUAAUACGUUGAAAUGAAUGAUCUUGUGUGUAAUAUUAAGACUAACAAAUACACAGCCUGUUAUUACUUAAGUACAAAUAAAAUAACGAGUUAUUGAUAAGCUAUGUAAAUAUUAAAGGAACAGCUCAUUGUUACUGCCAAAAGUUUAAUACUCGAAACGUAAGAUUGAUUAAGCGUAAAUUGGUUAGUAGAUGAUUUAUAGUUAGUAAUUUGAAACUGAUCAUUGUAAUGAAUAUCUAUCUGCUUCCACUAUCAAUUAUUUAUAGUUUUUACGAAUUAACAAAGAUAGUAUUGCAAUAUUUAAAAAUAAGAUAUAUAUGUUACUAAUUUAUAGUCGUAUGAAAUACUCAAACUAGGUUAAGACUAGUUAAGGCCAAGUCAAAGAAAAUUAAGUUUUAAAUAAAUGCUAAAAAUUGUU
Molecule: messenger RNA, 1958 nt
Organism: Danaus plexippus (monarch butterfly)
Lineage: Eukaryota; Metazoa; Arthropoda; Insecta; Lepidoptera; Nymphalidae
Product: G-protein coupled receptor Mth2-like
Exons: 8
Coding region: 44-1507 (487 amino acids)
Biological process (GO): G protein-coupled receptor signaling pathway; cell surface receptor signaling pathway
Cellular component (GO): membrane
Molecular function (GO): G protein-coupled receptor activity
Source: RefSeq, a predicted model, not a curated record